UCCCCCUCCUCCCAUCCUAUCCCGCAAUUGCUCCAAUUAUUGUGUUUUGUUAAAUAGGGAGAAGUCAGAAGAAACAUAAUAUAUAGGCAACAAAAAUUUAGAGAGAGAGAGAGAGAGAGAGAGAGAGAGGCGUACUUAGAGCGAAGAAGAAGAAGGAUAGUUGUUGGAAAGAGAGAGGGGUGGAAAGAUGAGCUUCAGGGAGGAGAGCGGGAGCGAGGACGGGGGUCGGUCGGAGCUGAAGAAGCCGUUCCUGCACACGGGCAGCUGGUAUCGGAUGGGGAUGGGGUCGCGGCAGUCGAGCCUGAUGGAGAAGAUGGGCUCCUCCGCCUCCGUCAUCCGCGACUCCUCCAUCUCCGCCUUCCUCUGCACCCUCAUCGUCGCCCUCGGCCCCAUCCAGUUCGGCUUCACCGCCGGCUUCUCCUCCCCCACCCAGGAAUCCAUCAUCUCCGACCUCUCCCUCUCCCUCUCCGAGUUCUCGCUCUUCGGAUCGCUCUCGAACGUCGGCGCCAUGGUCGGGGCCAUCGCGAGCGGGCAGAUCGCCGAGUACAUCGGGCGGAAAGGAUCGUUGAUGAUUGCGUCGAUUCCCAACAUCAUCGGUUGGCUCGCAAUCUCCUUCGCGAAAGACUAUUCGUUUUUGUAUAUGGGUCGGUUGCUAGAAGGGUUUGGAGUUGGCGUUAUAUCAUAUACGGUACCUGUGUAUAUAGCGGAGAUAGCUCCUCAGAACAUGAGAGGAGCGCUCGGUUCAGUGAAUCAGCUAUCGGUCACGAUUGGUAUCAUGUUUGCUUACCUGUUGGGCAUGUUUGUUCCGUGGAGAUUGCUCGCGGUGAUAGGAAUAUUACCCUGUACAGUUUUGAUUCCCGGUCUGUUUUUCAUCCCAGAGUCUCCCAGGUGGCUGGCUAAGAUGGGAAUGAUGGAAGAUUUUGAGUCUUCCUUACAAGUUUUGAGAGGAUUUGAUACCGAUAUUACUGCAGAAGCGAACGAAAUAAAGAGAGCAGUAGCAUCGUCAAGGAGAAGGACUACGAUCAGAUUUGCAGACCUCAAACAAAAAAGAUAUAGUGUUCCUCUCAUGAUAGGAAUCGGCCUGCUUGUUCUGCAGCAGCUAAGUGGAAUCAAUGGCAUCCUUUUUUAUGCCGGCAGCAUUUUUAAAGCUGCAGGACUUACAAACAGUGAUUUAGCGACUUGUGGUCUUGGUGCUAUUCAGGUUGUUGCAACUGGAAUUACAACUUGGUUGCUCGAUAAAGCUGGUCGACGAAUUCUUCUCAUGGUCUCUACUGCUGGAAUGACCUUAAGUCUUCUCGUUGUUGCUGUUGUAUUUUUCUUGAAGGGCACACAGUCUGAAGAUUCUGACUUAUACUUUAUACUAAGCAUACUGUCACUGGUUGCACUUGUGGCUUAUGUGAUUUCAUUUUCUCUUGGGUUGGGAGCCAUUCCAUGGAUCAUAAUGUCUGAGAUACUUCCUGUCAAUAUUAAGAGUCUUGCUGGUAGUGUAGCAACCCUUGCCAACUGGCUGACUUCAUGGCUUAUUACAAUGACUGCAACCUUGAUGUUGAACUGGAGCACUGGAGGAACAUUCACCGCCUAUAUGAUCGUGAGUGUGUUCACUCUAGUGUUUGUGAUCCUAUGGGUGCCGGAGACGAAGGGAAGAACGCUUGAGGAAAUUCAAUGGUCUUUCAGAUGAGUCCCCGAAGACUCAAUCUACAGUUCUACCUUGCAAUUCCUUGAAAUGAAUUCAUAUCAUACUCGAUCUGCAAGCAAGAUCAAAUCUCUCCAAAUUUCAACCCUACAAACCCUAGUUCGCAAGGCCGAAUCAAAUCAUCCUUGAAUUCACUCUGCCUCAAUUUGUUGUUGUUGUUAUUAUUGUUGUUGUUGUAUUUAUACAACCGUGUUGUUGUAUGAGCACCAGCCAAGGAAAGUUGAUUCAUCAGUGAAGGAUUAAGUGUAACUUAUAUUUUUUUCACUUUAAAUGCCGAUACAUCGAGAUAAAUAAAAUGUAUCGGGAAAACACAAUUGAUUUGAAUAGUAAUAACAAAUAUCGUGAGAUUCAAUCA
Messenger RNA from Ananas comosus (pineapple), 2048 nucleotides. Its product is annotated as sugar transporter ERD6-like 4. The transcript has 17 exons. The coding region runs from base 188 to 1678 and encodes 496 amino acids. The record is from RefSeq and is a predicted model, not a curated record. Gene Ontology annotation, molecular function: sugar transmembrane transporter activity. NCBI's taxonomy places the organism in Eukaryota, Viridiplantae, Streptophyta, Magnoliopsida, Poales, Bromeliaceae. Gene Ontology annotation, biological process: transmembrane transport; carbohydrate transport. Gene Ontology annotation, cellular component: membrane.